GCGCCCCUGCUGAAAGGCUGCGCUCCCCCCCUGUGCCUUUUGUUUCUGAGGUGGAGCCUGAUACCCCGACUUUACCAAACUGAAUUGCCGGCGAAACAGACGGACAAGACAGGACCGGAACCAGCAGUCGUUCUCACGGCUCUGGGACGUGGCAUAUCUGGGGGGUCAGGCGGCUGCAAGGAAGAAGAAGGGUUUGGGGGAGCGCUUCGUACGGUUUAGUUAAUUUCACAAUCGAGUUCACGCUACAGAGUGACGGGAAAGAUGAAUUCUUUCGUACUGCUGUCGCUUUUCGCCACGGUUAUCGUCGGAAAGUCACCUCGGCUUAAAUUUGUUCUGCGUGAGCCCUCCAGGUUCCAUUUCAACAGACCAGAGAACUAUAUCAGCAUGUACCACCAGGAAGGGAGUGACACCCUUUAUGUAGGCGGCAAGGCAAUGAUCUACAUGUUGACGUUCACAGACAGAGGGGUUCGCGACCUGCAGAUCCCAGCGGUAUCGGAUCAGACUGCAAUUGAUACCUGCAAGGCAAAGGCUGCGCCACUCGAGCUGGAGUGUGAUAAUUUCAUCACGGUCAUUCAGAAAGUAAAUGACACAUUCAUAGUAUGUGGGACAAAUGCCGGAAACCCCAGGUGCUGGAUGCUGGUUAAUGACACAGUGCUGACUGAUGUACAGGGUGCUGGGCAGAUAUCUUCAGCCUCUCACAUAUCACCGCAAUUCCCUUCCCAUAGGGCCAUCAGCUUGCCUGCAGAUGGGAGUCUGUAUUCUGCUAUGUCGUCGGUAGAAGGUCAUUCCGGCUCGAUACGGCGUACGUUUGGCUCCCAGAAACUCCUGAAGACAGAGAACGUUUGGCUGUUAAAUCCACAGUUUGCUGGAGCAUCUAUAAUCCCCUCCUCAGAAAAAUACAAGGAGGAAAUCUACUUUUUCUUCAGUGAAUUCAACAAGACAGCCAGAGUGGACGAGGAGCCAUACAGGGCUCGCAUAGGCCGAAUAUGCAUGGUUGAUGAAGGGGGUGUCAAAAACCUGAUGGCAGACUCUUGGACCACCUUCUUGAAGGCACGGGUGAUGUGCGGUGCAGGAAACACUCAGCAACAGUACAACAACUUGAAGCAAGCAGUGGUGCUGACUGCUCAGGAUAAAAGGGCUGGGGUUCUGUAUGGCCUCUUUUCCAAUGCAUGGGGCAGAACAGUGAUCUGUGCCUACUCCAUUGAAGAUAUUGACCAGGCCUUCUCCACAUCUAAGCUGAAGGGCUACAGCGGUCAACUCACUGGCACACGCCCUGGGACUUGUCUCCGCAAAACCCCCGGAGCAGCGGAGAAUCAAAACAACGUGAAAACUCUUGGGGUGAUGAGAUACCACCCAGAAAUUGAGGAUGUGAUCCGGCCUGUUGGUGUGGCUCCACUUGACCUGCCCUCAGAUGACCAAAUCACACAUACAGUGGCGGACAUCGUACGGGCAGUUAACGAUGAACACUACAGCGUUCUUUACCUUGGAACAGAACAAGGCAAAAUUCUCAAAGUUCUUCAUACCAGUGAGGAUGUCUUCAUCAUAUCUCAAUACUCUCUGUUUCACAAUGAGGGCCCUGUUCUAAACAUGGCUAUUGAUCCCCUAAAGGGACACCUGUAUGUUGCUACAGCGAUGGAGGUCCAGCGACUGCCUCUGGCUGACUGCGGUCGCUAUGGUGACACCUGCAGAGAGUGCAUCCUUUCCCGGGAUCCAUACUGUGGCUGGGACAAGUCCAGGAGGAAGUGCAUCGCCAUCCCACCCGCGUACAAUUCCUCAACUGGGGGAAUCAUUCAGAAUUUGGACCAUUCAAACUCCUCAGUUUGCGGGGAAGCUGCUGCUCUGAAGCUGCGUCGAACUUCCCCUAGAGAAGUAUUCGUGCAGUCUAACACAUCAGUCUUUCUCCCUUGCCCUGUGCACUCCUUCCAUGCCACUUAUCGCUGGGAAAAGGACAACUGCAUUAAGAACUAUCCCUGCAUUUUUUCUGGAGACUUCUGUGUCCUGGGGCCAGUUGUUGACACACCCCUAAAGGAAGGUGUCUUUCGCUGCAUGGCCACCGAAGACGGAUUCAAGGUGGAGGUCAUUUCCUUCAGGCUGGUAAACGAUGGGAGGCUUCUGGCUGCCUCCCUUGCCUUCACCUUGGGGCCAUCACUCCUGCUCGCCAUGGCUACCCUGUGGCUUCAUUAACUGCAGCUAAAACUAAUGCUAACUCCUCAUCCUUACUGGCUCCCAAUGACAGGAAAGACAAGGAGCCAUUGCUCAGAGAUGAGGUUCGCAGAGCAUUAAAGUGCACAGUUGCGUUGUACAGCGGCAAUUUGCCUUUUUCUAUUUCGGUUUUUAGAGAGGGUCCAGAAAAUAUCAGUGAAUAAGGGGUUUAUUCUAUAUUUUUUAGAAUAAAACAAAAUAGCCGCAGCUUUAGCUGUCUUAAUCAGAUCAAAAAUAGAAGACGGAUACAAUGCCAUUUAAAAUAAAGUGAUUAGGAGUUAGUGUCCAUGAACUCACAUGUUUUGCAAGUUUAAACGUAAUUCAACCAUAAAGUGCUUUGCGAACCUUUCCUCUCUGACAAAAAAAGAUAAACAUAUCUUAUAAGUUUGGCAAAAAACACCAAUACCAGGCCACUUCUUUCUACCAUUUAUCUACUUAUUUUGAAAUUGAUUGAUUGUGCUUAUUUGUGAAUGUGUAAACCUUUAAUACUGCUCUUGCAUCUAAUCAUUCAUCUUGUUAUACUUGUAAUGAGCUAUACAUUGGUAUAGCUCAUUAGUACUUAGAAAAAUGUCUGGUAUUGAGAUUUUAAAAGCCUUAACACUUCUGGGACAUAAACUCCUAAGCACAAUUUUGCAGUUGAGGCAGAAUACUGCAGACUCAGUUGGACUUGGCGCUAUAAUUAGUGCAGCUGAGUCUAACAGCAUUGCUGGGAGGAAGUGUCAGCUUUUUGACAGGAAGUAGGCGGGUGAGCAUGAGCUCACCCUCGAACAUCACUGUGUCUCUGCACCUCCUCUUCUGACAAAGCAGUUCUUGCAUCUUUUUAGAAGAUUUUAUCAGACAUUAUUACACCUUGUUCACAGCUUUGUCCAUUUUUUGGUUUGUUUUCUUUUGAUGCCCUAAACAUCAGAAUGUGAGAAGUAUCACAACAUUGUUUAUAGCAUACAAGGGUUACUUUGUGAGAACUGCGAAGCAAACUGCAAUUUACAAGCUUUUAAUCGAAAAAUCUUAAAUAUAAGUAUUCAGUAAAGACAUUAAUCUCUGCAAAGCUGCAUAAAUAACUAAAAGCUGUGUGAAAGUUGUGUUAACAAUCAUCAUUGAGCUGGUUUUCGGUAUGCUGUCUGGAGGUCAUUAGUCUCCUGUGUCCAUUAGGUUUUUGGGAACAGAGCUAUUUCUUCUAAAAUCAAGCUAAUGUGCUGCAAAUUAAAUACAACAUCUUCCAGCCUGGCAAUGUGUAAAGAUGUGAACAAGGUGUUACAGUAUUGCAACUUUAAGAAUAACAUACUUACAUUAUCAUAGGGGCAGAUGAAGCUAAAAGGAAAGCAUAACAGAGUUGCAUUCAGUUGUUUUUCAGCAGAAAUAAAGGCUUGUACUUAGAUGUGAGAUAUAUGUUUUAUAUUUUAUUGUUCUGCAAAUGCUGAUUUCUACCAUUGCUGCCUACAUAUGUGAUGAUUUGUCUUGAUGGUUUGGGUUUUUAUGCCAUAGUUAGAAUGUGAAAUGUGACCAUUGAUUGCUUUACCUCUUUCCAGGGGACAUCAGAGCAAACAGACAAGACAACUGUUAUUUUUCCACACUUGUAUGCUGUGAAACAAAAGGCUUGACAUAUUCCAAAAAUAUUCUUUACUAAUGUACAGCAGCAACCACUACCAGGGGUGAGAACAAUGGGCUUAGGACAAAACGUCUCACUUGAAAUGCACCUUGUGCAUCUUCUUUUCAUUUUUUAUGAUAACAUGGGGGGGGGGGGGAAUUAUAAGGAAAACAAAUUAAAGCCAAAUGCAAAAGGAAUGAUUUGUCAAUGUAGCUGCAGUUGAGCAGUACUGAAGUGCCAAAAACUAUGCCCAACCUUAUGAAUACUGAUCAGCUGACUAAAGAAGUAGACUUGUGUGGUAAUGAAUUAUGCAGUGGAUUAGCAUGUCCUCCAGAGCUUUGAGAAUUAUCAUUCACUAAUGGUACAUAAAUCUAGCCAUGCCGAGCUUUCCACAGUGGCAGAAAUGUCAUUAAUAGCUAAUUAGACAAUAGAGCUGGCUUGUCAUGUCCUGUAUUAAAGAACUUAUUUUAUACCAUGAGGGAUAGGGCCAGCAGACAUGUUCCCAAAUGUGAAAAUUGUGAGACAGACUUACAUUUCUCACUUUUCUUGGUUGUGUGUUGCUGCUCAGGGAUCUGCUUAUUUUAUGCCUUGCACUGAUGCAGCCUAUUGACUGUGCUAAAAAAGGAAGAAAAAAAUUUUGAAAAAAAGCAAAGCUGUGUUGAGCCUCAUCCGCCUGGCACUUACCGCUUCCUCUUAUGCUUAUUUGUGAAGUCCCUUGCUCCAUACCAUGCAUAAUGUUUCCUGUCAGACAAACCCUGAGCACAUGUACAACAUCGGUCUUCCUCUCAGCCAAACAACAAACACAGAUAUACUGCAGGUCUAACAUGCAUAUUAGUUGUCUUUGUGUCUCUGUGUCGCCACCAGGGUGGGAAUAUAACACCAGCCACCAGCCUGGUAAACCCUUAGUAGAGGCUGUUAACAACCUUUAUCUUGCCAGAGAAUUUUGGCAUCAAACUAACUCGGCAUACAAAGAUGUGUUAAAAUAAUUUCCUCGAUAACCUUCUCUAUAUUUCGACUAAUAAGUACUGUAUGGGUUGAUGUAAUUUCAUCCAGAUAGUUGUUUUGCAGGACACUUUAAGAAGAAUUGCCUAUUCUGUCCAGUUCUAACAAGCCAAAUGAUCCUGAUAUCUUAAGCUUCAUCACUGUGCCCCUUGUCCAUACAAUCUACAUACUGAAAGCAACAGAUAAAGAAAAGCAUUAGUCAUUUGUUCUGAUGCUUAAGAAUCAGUUUAUAUUCUCACAUUGACCUUACCUCUUAUGGAUAAUUGCUGUCCUUUACAAGUAGCAUAGACGGACGUAGCAUGACAUUGCUACUAGAGCAUGGCAUAUGGUGCAUGUCACUGUGAGAGUGAAGAAGUGGUUAAUUUUAAGAUGAAUGUGAAGAUCUAAGGUGGCAGAUAUCAUUUUCAGAGGAAGUUAUGAAUGAAACGUGUCAAAUUAAACUUCUGAAAAAUUGUUAUGAGAAUGAAAAUUGUUUCAUCUUCUUAGUGAAGACUGGUUUAUGUGUAAGUGCUAGCUCUUUUACUGUUAAAAAACUACUUUGUUAAAUUUCUUCUUCUUUUAUUCGUAUUGUUGUAGUCAGAUGCAAACCUUGUAUACAAGCUUUUGAUCCUGCAGUGAUAUUUUUCCUCUUAGUUUGCUAGGUAAAUUGUAACAACAGUUUUUAAACGAGCAUAAUAACUCAAAAAUAAAUACAGUACUGCAGUAGAUGCAUUCACAAUAGUUACUUACCUAACCAAUGACUUCUUCUGAUAGACUGGUGACUACAAUUGUGACUACAUAGGAAUUCAGUAUAUUUAAUCAUUGCAUCUGAGAAUAGGAUAAAAAGAAAAAAGUCUGAGAUUGUAGAUGUUGACCACACUUUUAUGUUCAAGUCUGAGAGAUUGUUAAGUCUCUCAUUCUCAGUCUUUAGUUUUUCUAGAGUAUACUACACUGCUCACAACUUUGCUUUAGUAUGGAUUUGGGACACAGGGUUCACUUACUUAGCAGGAGUGAUUACCUUGUUACACUGUGUUAAAUAUGGUUAGUGAUUUGUUGUUCAAUGGAGCUGAUUCCCCCUCUUCAGGCUUCUUUUAUUCAAAUAUCCACAGUGAAGGUAGUACAGCAUUUAAACCCAAAUAGCAUCUUGAGACGACAUCUGCAGUUUAUUUUAGGUCUUGCUUUAAUAUGGACACUCAUACAAAUGCUGAAAUUAGGUUAUUUCACACUCAUAACUGUCAUUGGAGCCAGUUUGAUAAAGGCUAAUCUCCUUCAAAUCAAGCACUUGAUUUGCGUCAGGAAACCAUUUUUGGUUAGCUCAUGCUGUUUGCUGUAAAUGAGCGAGGCGGGUCGCUGUUUUGUCUGCUCUGGGGUUUUGAGUACACUGUACUGUACAUGAUGUGUGCCCAUGAUUCUGUGUCUUAAUAUAUCUAAUUUUAAAAGUAACAUGCCAAACUCUAUUAUAUAAAAAAGAGAUUUAUAUUGGUGCCAUGCCAGUCUACAUAACGUCAUCUCAUAACAUGUAUUUUUAAAUAAAUGAUAUCUAUAGUACAAUAGAUAUUCAUGUAACAAAUCCAUAUUUGACAUGUGUUUCCCUGAACAUGUG
Messenger RNA from Pelmatolapia mariae (spotted tilapia), 6371 nucleotides. RefSeq lists its product as uncharacterized. The transcript has 14 exons. Gene Ontology annotation, molecular function: chemorepellent activity; semaphorin receptor binding. NCBI's taxonomy places the organism in Eukaryota, Metazoa, Chordata, Actinopteri, Cichliformes, Cichlidae. Gene Ontology annotation, cellular component: plasma membrane. The record is from RefSeq and is a predicted model, not a curated record. Bases 262 to 2184 code for a protein of 640 amino acids. Gene Ontology annotation, biological process: axon guidance; negative regulation of axon extension involved in axon guidance; negative chemotaxis.